This is a messenger RNA of Cynoglossus semilaevis (tongue sole), 1644 nucleotides long. RefSeq names its product tetratricopeptide repeat protein 39A. NCBI's taxonomy places the organism in Eukaryota, Metazoa, Chordata, Actinopteri, Pleuronectiformes, Cynoglossidae. The record is from RefSeq and is a predicted model, not a curated record. The transcript is spliced from 15 exons. Bases 197 to 1633 code for a protein of 478 amino acids.
ACGGUGAUGUUGCUCAGCCGCCACCUGACUGACCGUGUGCGUGGCACUGGAGUCACGGGGGAGGAGUCUGUUACGUCACCGCUGUGCACAUUCACGCUGCAGGAUCCGCACGCACGAACACCUGUCUGUUAUUCUCCGUCCGCGGCACUUUUACGGAGUUGAACCCGCAGCCGGAGUUACGAAGCUCGGACAUUUUAUGUCCUCAUUUGGCGGGAGUGGAGUCGAGCUGCGAACAGGUGUCGUCGAGGAGAUGAACAUGUCCAACGGCAGAGGCGCCAAUGGGGCUGAAAAGAGUUCCGAGCCGCCCCUGAAGGAGUCUCUGGACCAGUGCAUGGAGGCCCUGGACCUGUUCCUCAACAACCACUUCAGUGAAAGUCUGGAGAGACUGCGGCCACGAGUGAACGACAGCAUGUACCACGCUCUCAUCUACGCCACCGUGCUGGAGAUGCAGGCCAUGAUGACCUUCCAGCAUGAUGACAUCACCAACGCCGGAAACACCAUGAAAGGUGCCCAGGAGGUCUGUCAGAGGUAUCGACGGAAAACCAAAUCAGAGGGAGACUCACUGAGCGAAGUGCAGCUUCACGCUGAAGUGUGUUAUGCCGAGUGUCAGCUGCAGAGGGCAGCACUCACCUUCCUCCAGGAUGAGAACAUGGUGAGUUUCAUUAAAGGAGGGAUGAAAGUACGAAACAGUUACAUGAUUUACAAAGAACUUCAUGCUUUUGUCAAAUCUCACAACUACGUGAAAGGACCGAGCCACCUACAGUUAGAAGGAGGAAUUGCAUUUGGAAUUGGGGCUUUUAAUCUGACGCUCUCCCUCUUCCCUCCACGGAUCCUGCGGUUGCUGGAGUUUGCGGGGUUCUCGGGGGACAAGGAGUACGGUCUGUCCCUGCUGCAUGACGGCGCCACGGGGACCAACCUGCGCUCCAUGCUCUGCGCUCUGCUGCUGCUCUGCUACUACACCUUCCUCACAUUCAUCCUCGGCACUGGUGAGGCAGAAGUGGCUGAAGCUGAGAGGCUCCUCAAACCCUUCCAGCAUCGGUACCCGCGGGGGGCCAUUUUCCUGUUCUUCGCAGGCAGGACUGAGGAGAUCAAAGGGAACAUUGAUGAGGCGGUGGCGCUCUUUGAGGACGGCUGUAAAGCCCAGCAGGCCUGGAAGCAGUUCCACCACAUGUGCUACUGGGAGCUGAUGUGGUGCUUCACCUACAAACGGGCGUGGAGGAUGGCCUACUUCUACGCCGACCUCCUGAGUCAGGAGAGCCGCUGGUCCAAGGCCAUGUACAUGUACAUGAAAGCUGCGUACCUCAGUAUGCUGCCUCGGGAUGAAGCCCGGCCGUUUGGAGAGGACGAGGUAGACCUUUUCAGACAAGUUCCCAGAUUCAAACAGAGGAUAGCAGGGAAAUCCCCCCCGACGGAGAAGUUUGCUAUCCGUAAGGCCAGACGCUACAAGGCUUCCUGCCCAGUCAGGCUGCCAGUGCCAGUGCUGGAGAUGAUGUACAUGUGGAACGGCUUCAGUAUGAUCAGUAAACGUCCAGAGCUGACGGAAGGCAUGCUGCAGACGUUGAUGGACGCAGAGCGCAGCCUGCUGGAGUCUCCUGGUAAUGCAACUUGUGGCUUAGACUCUCCUCAGUAUUAAACUUCCCAUUA